Messenger RNA from Amyelois transitella, 4202 nucleotides. RefSeq names its product xanthine dehydrogenase (gene Xdh2). The coding region runs from base 96 to 4103 and encodes 1335 amino acids. The record is from RefSeq and is a predicted model, not a curated record. NCBI's taxonomy places the organism in Eukaryota, Metazoa, Arthropoda, Insecta, Lepidoptera, Pyralidae. The transcript is spliced from 8 exons. Gene Ontology annotation, molecular function: iron ion binding; xanthine dehydrogenase activity; FAD binding.
AGUUGUAUACGCUCGUGUCGCUGUGCAAAAUUAAUUCUGAUAUAAAAUCCCGAAUCGUCCUUUAACCGGUCCCUUGUUAAUUAUACUUAUUAAUAAUGGAAUUGCAAGAAAUCAUACCCAAAGAUGCAGAAAAAGAACUUACAUUCUUCGUCAAUGGAAAAAAGGUGGUGGAGACUAAACCAGAUCCUGAAUGGACAUUGCUGUGGUACAUACGUCGGAAGCUAAACCUUACUGGCACCAAGUAUGGAUGUGGAGAAGGAGGGUGCGGCGCAUGUACGGUUAUGGUCUCCCAGUACUUAAGACGCGAAGAUCGAAUCAAGCACAUAGCGGUGAAUGCGUGUUUGACUCCAGUUUGCGCAAUGCAUGGACUUGCGGUGACCACAGUUGAGGGCAUUGGCUCAACAGGGGAUCGAUUACAUCCCGUGCAAGAAAGGCUCGCUAAAACACACGGCUCACAGUGUGGGUUCUGUACCCCAGGCAUAGUUAUGUCGAUGUAUGCGCUACUCAGACAAAACAUCAAACUUGAAUAUUCCGACAUAGAAACAGCAUUACAAGGAAAUUUGUGUCGAUGUACCGGAUACAGACCUAUAAUCGAAGGCUUCAAAACAUUCAUCGAUGGAUGGGAAAGAAAUUAUCUAAAUACAAAAGGCCCGUGUGCUUUAGGAAAAGAAUGUUGUAAGAAUCUAAAUAACAACGGCAAUGCAAGACUGUAUAACAAAUCAGAAUUUCAACCUUACGAUAGGACACAAGAACCAAUUUUCCCUCCAGAGUUAAAGUUAAAUAACAAAUAUGAUGAUUCUUAUUUACAUUUCAUAGGAAACAAUAGUUCAUGGAUAAGGCCAAAAAAUAUUGAAAAUGUACUGUUCUUAAAACAUAAAUAUCCCUACAGUAAAAUAGUAGUAGGUAAUACAGAAAUCGGAGUAGAAAUUCAUGUUAAGAAAAUAAAUUACCCAAUUUUUAUUUAUCCAACAUUUAUAAAGGAAAUGAAUAGUUGUAAAGUUACAAACAAUUCCAUUAUUGUUGGUGCUGCCGUCUCUUUAACCGAAUUGCGCCAAGUGAUACAAUCACAGAUCAACAAAAGGGCAGACAAAGAAUUUUUAUUGGAAACCAUUAAUGACAUGCUACACUGGUUUGCAGGCAAUCAAGUCCGUAAUGUUGCCUCAUUAGUCGGAAAUAUAAUCACAGCCAGUCCUAUAUCUGAUUUGAACCCUAUUUUAAUGGCAUGUUCUUGCACAAUUAACGUUCAUAGUUAUGAAAGAGGUCAUAAAAAAAUAACGAUAGAUGAGGACUUCUUUGUAGGAUAUAGAAAAACAGUAGUCAAAGAUGAUGAGGUUGUUAUAUCCGUUGAAAUUCCAUUCACUAAAAAAGGACAGUUAAUAAAAGCGUUUAAGCAAGCUCGACGACAAGAGGAUGAUAUCGCAAUUGUUACGGCAGGAUUCAAUGUGAUAUUUGAUGAGAACAAAAUAAUCACUAAAGCUAAAUUAUGCUUUGGUGGCAUGGGACCCAAAACUAUUUGUGCAACUAAUUCUUCUAAUCUACUCAAAGGACUUUACUGGACUGAGAAAACUUUAAAUUCAAUGUUGGAAUCUUUAACACAAGAACUUAAUUUAGCGGCUGAUGUUCCUGGAGGAAUGGCGGAAUAUCGUAAAUCACUCUGCUUAAGCUUUUUCUUUAAGUUUCAUGCAUUUGUCGUCCAAGAACUGAGUAAUAACAGUUUCAAAAUAUCUGACAGCCAUUUAUUGAGUAUAAACGAAAUACCUGCUAGAGUACCCAGCAGUUCCCAAUAUUUUGAUAUCCGCAAUGAUAUUACGCACCCCUCCGACGCAGUUGGUAAACCCAUACCUCAUGCAUCAGCAAUGAAACAAGCUACAGGAGAAGCUAUUUACUGUGACGAUAUUCCACAUAUGGAGGGAGAACUUUUUCUGUCACUCGUUUUUAGUAGUGAACCGUAUGCAAAAAUUAUAUCAAUAGAUGCCAGUCAGGCUUUGUCAACUCCUGGAGUAGUAGCUUUCUUUUCAGCAUCGGAUUUAAAUGAUGAAGGUAACAAAAUGGGCCCAAUUAAAAAAGAUGAGGAAAUAUUUAGUAAAGAAAUUGUUACAAGCCGAUCGUGUGUCGUAGGAGCAGUAGUUGCGAAAUCUGAAUCAGCAGCUAGGUACGCUAAAAAUUUAAUAUCAGUCACGUACGAAAAAAUGGAACCUGUUAUUAUUACAAUAGAAGAAGCUAAAGAGCAUAAGUCAUACUUUUCAAAACCUAAAAUUUGUAUAAAGGGUGAUGUUGAGAAUGCCUUUGCAAAUGCUCCACAUGUAUUAGAAAAUUGUUUAAGAAGCGGAGCGCAAGAACAUUUUUAUUUGGAAACGAUGUCCGCAUACGCAAUAAGAAAAGAAGAUGAGCUUGAGAUUAUUUCAAGUACCCAAAAUCCAGCUGAUAUAGCACACAUUGCAUCAGAAGCCCUUGGCAUACCAAAUCAUAAAAUUGUAUCCAAAGUCAAAAGACUAGGUGGAGGUUUUGGUGGUAAAGAAACAAGAGCAGCAUUAUUAGCUUUACCUGUAGCAGUAGCCGCAUAUAAAUUAAAGAAACCUGUCCGAGCGGUGCUAGACAGAAGUGAAGAUAUGCAAGCGUCAGGUUACAGACAUCCUUUCUUUACUAAAUACAAAGUGGCAUUUACCAAAGAUGGUAGAAUUAUAGGACUUUCUGUUGAAAUGUACUGUAAUGCAGGAAAUUUCAUGGAUAUAUCUUGUUCGAUGAUCGAAAGAGCAGUUUUCCACGUAGACAACACUUAUUACAUACCGAAUGUAAAAGUUAAAGGCUAUAUUUGUAAGACAAAUUUACCGUCAAAUACAGCUUUUAGAGGAUUUGGAGCGCCACAAGCGAUGUUAGCCACCGAAGCCAUGAUCAGAGACGUAGCUACGAUACUAAACAAAACUUACGAAGAAGUCGCAGAAAUCAAUAUGUAUCAAGAAGGUCAACUGACUCAUUUUAAUCAAAAGCUCACGUAUUGUACGAUUUCAAGAUGUUGGAAUGAAUGCAUACAAAGUUGCGAUUACUGGCAAAGAAAAAAACAAGUAGAAGAUUUUAACAGAACUAACAGAUGGAAGAAGAAAGGUAUAACGGUGCUUCCUACGAAAUAUGGUAUCUCAUUCCAAACUGAUCUCCUCAUGCAAGGAGGCGCUUUGCUGCUCGUCUACAACGACGGUUCAGUCUUGCUGUCCAUUGGCGGGAUAGAAAUGGGGCAAGGGUUGUACACGAAAAUGAUUCAAGUCGCUUCCAGAGCCCUGGAGGUAGACGUGAGCAGGAUUCACAUCAGCGAAAUGUCCACAGACAAAGUGCCAAAUAGUUCACCCACCGCUGCAAGUAUUAGCUCUGAUUUGUACGGCAUGGCUGUGUUAGAUGCAUGCAAGACCCUAAAGAUAAGACUGGAACCGUACAAAGUCAAAAAGCCUGACGGAAAAUGGGAAGAUUGGGUUAUGGAGGCGUAUUUGGAUAGAGUGAGUCUUUUCGCAACAGGGUUUUAUAAAGCGCCAAAAAUCGAAUACAACGCAGAGACGAAUAGCGGUAAUUUGUUCGAAUAUUUCACUUACGGCGUGGCUUGUUCUGAAGUAAUGAUUGACUGUCUAACUGGUAAUCAUCAGGUAUUAAGAACCGAUAUAGUCAUGGAUGUCGGCGAGAGCUUAAACCCGGCUAUCGAUAUUGGACAAAUAGAAGGUGCCUUUAUGCAAGGCUAUGGUUUUCACACUAUUGAAGAAAUGAUUUUUUCACCUACUGGAGAAGUCUUAUCGAGGGGUCCUGGUGCAUACAAGAUACCCGGAUUUUCAGAUAUACCGAACAUUUUCAAUGUAUCAUUAUUGAAAGGUGCCCCUAACCCGAGAGCAGUUUAUUCUUCAAAGGCUAUCGGUGAACCACCACUCUUUCUGGCGGCCUCAGUGUUCUUCGCCAUCAAGGAGGCUAUAAGAUCAGCGCGGCACGACGCCCAGGUCUCAGAAGAUUUUGUGCUUGAUUCUCCUGCCACGUGCGAGAAGAUCCGCAUGGCCUGUGAAGACCAUAUUACUAAAAAGGUCCAGCCAACCAUUGAGAAAGGUGGACGACCAUGGAAUGUGAUCGUAUAGUCUUCGUUUUUAUAAACCAAAAUAUAUGUUUUGCAUUUUAAACGUGUUGCACAGGUUUAUUUUAUUAUUUGUAACUUGAUAUUUCUCUUAUCUUUAUAA